Molecule: messenger RNA, 740 nt
Organism: Quercus robur (English oak)
Lineage: Eukaryota; Viridiplantae; Streptophyta; Magnoliopsida; Fagales; Fagaceae
Product: inactive protein RESTRICTED TEV MOVEMENT 2-like
Exons: 2
Coding region: 84-689 (201 amino acids)
Source: RefSeq, a predicted model, not a curated record
UUGCAGGGAUUCCUUCAUUCAAUCAAGUAGUUCUUAAUACAUAUAUCCCUCCAAAACCAAAGUGAAAAGAGCAGAAGCCUUCAAUGGAAACUAAAAAUGUUGCUCAUGUUAAGCGCGUAUAUGAGGAUUUUGAACCCUACUGCAAAUGGCAUGCAGACGAGGACCGUAGCAUUCUUGAAGUCUAUCUACAGGAUUUCCAAAAGGAGCAACUAAAGGCUCAAUUAGUCAACAACCUGGUCCUAAGAAUCUUUGGAGAACGUCCUUUGGAUGAAACUAGAUGGAGCCGCUUCCAAAAAGAAAUCAAAGUAGCAAAGGAUUGUAUUACAAGUGAUAUUCACGCAAAGUUCGGUAACGGCGUUCUUACUGUAACAAUGCCUAAGAAAGUUCCUUCUGUUGCCCAACAAGAACAGCAGCUUUCACAAGCUAAAGAAUCUCAAGAGAUUGGAAAGCCAAAAACAGAAGUCAAAGAAAAAGAAAAUAAAGUGACUGAAAAACCUACAGUAUACGAAAGGGAAGGCACUGGGCUCAAGGCUCCAGAAAAUGCUUCAUUGGAUGGAACCAGCAAUAAAUUUAUAUCAAUUUCAAAGCUAAAACUGGGGAACAACAUGGCCGUGAAAGUCUUGGCGGUUGCUGUGGUGGUGGCUGUUGUAGCUUAUGUAACUUACAAGCCUUCUCAGGUUGACAACUAAAUCUUGUUGUAUACUUUCACCUUGCAUAAAAUAAACCCAGCUUUUUCUUAA